This is a messenger RNA of Mustela lutreola (European mink), 6236 nucleotides long. It is a transcript of the gene KLHL31, whose product is annotated as kelch like family member 31. The record is from RefSeq and is a predicted model, not a curated record. Gene Ontology annotation, cellular component: cytoplasm; nucleus. Bases 449 to 2353 code for a protein of 634 amino acids. Lineage: Eukaryota; Metazoa; Chordata; Mammalia; Carnivora; Mustelidae. Gene Ontology annotation, biological process: negative regulation of protein phosphorylation. Gene Ontology annotation, molecular function: protein binding. The transcript has 3 exons.
UCACACCCAGGCUGACAGACUCUUGACUUACUUAUUUUUUUGUUUAAACAGCUGAGCAGGCCAAGAAACCCAACCCCUCUCCACCAACCAGAGCCCCGCCUCUGCCCCAGGAGGCCUGGAGUUGAAGGCCAAAGAGGGAGAGGGGACUGUACUCUGGGUGGGGGAGCGUGGGCUCUGCUGCCUCAUCCAGUAGGACCGCAAGGGUCACUCUAAAAAUUGCUGCUGCUGGGACUCCUCAGGUGGCUGCUGGUGGCUCCCCAGUGCGGUUUCCUUUCCCUCCGUCCCUCUCUCUCCCCACAGAUUGCUUCCCAAGAGGAGCCUCCUGCUGAAAACUCAUCAUUACACAUCCCGACACCACACAAGAGGGUAAGGAGCUGGGACCACGAUCUCCAAUUCCUGACUUCUAGAUUCUAGGCAAUAUCUUGCCUGUGACAGUGUGUUUGCCAACAUGGCCCCCAAAAAGAAGACUGUGAAAAAGAGCAAAGGAGAUAUUAAUGAGAUGACCAUAAUCGUAGAAGAUAGCCCUCUGAACAAACUAAACACUUUGAAUGGGCUCCUAGAAGGAGGCAAUGGCUUUAGCUGCCUUUCUUCUGAAUUAACAGAUGCUUCUUAUGGCCCCAACCUCUUGGAAGGCUUAAGUAAAAUGAGGCAAGAGAACUUCCUUUGCGACCUAGUCAUUGGCACCAAAACAAAGUCCUUUGAUGUUCACAAGUCAGUGAUGGCUUCGUGCAGUGAAUACUUCUACAACAUUCUAAAAAAAGACCCAUCUACCCAAAGGGUAGAUCUCAACGAUAUCUCACCGCUGGGCCUGGCUACUGUCAUUGCAUAUGCCUAUACUGGAAAGCUGACACUCUCUUUGUAUACUAUAGGAAGCAUUAUCUCUGCUGCUGUCUAUCUUCAGAUCCAUACCCUUGUAAAGAUGUGCAGUGAUUUUCUGAUACGAGAGAUGAGUGUUGAGAAUUGCAUGUACAUUGCUAACAUUGCUGAAACAUACUCCCUGAAAAAUGCCAAAGCAGCAGCCCAAAAAUUUAUCCGGGAUAACUUCCUUGAAUUUGCAGAAUCAGAUCAGUUUUUGAAACUUACAUUUGAGCAAAUUAAUGAACUUCUCAUAGAUGAUGACUUACAGUUGCCUUCUGAAAUAGUAGCAUUCCAGAUUGCAAUGAAAUGGUUAGAAUUUGACCAAAAGAGAGUGAAAUAUGCUGCAGAUCUUCUGAGCAAUAUCCGCUUUGGUACCAUCUCUGCACAAGACCUGGUCAAUUACGUUCAGUCUGUACCAAGAAUGAUGCAAGACGCUGAUUGUCACAAACUUCUUGUAGAUGCUAUGAACUACCACUUACUUCCAUAUCGUCAAAACACAUUGCAGUCUAGGCGCACAAGAAUCCGCGGGGGCUGUCGAGUCCUCGUCACUGUUGGGGGACGUCCAGGCCUUACGGAGAAGUCCCUUAGUAGAGACAUCCUGUACAGAGACCCUGAAAACGGAUGGAGCAAGCUUACAGAAAUGCCAGCCAAGAGUUUUAAUCAGUGUGUGGCUGUGAUGGAUGGAUUUCUUUAUGUGGCUGGUGGUGAAGACCAGAAUGAUGCUAGAAACCAAGCCAAGCAUGCAGUCAGCAAUUUCUGCAGAUACGAUCCCCGCUUCAACACCUGGAUCCACCUGGCCAACAUGACCCAGAAGCGCACGCACUUCAGCCUGAGCGUGUUCAACGGGCUCCUGUACGCCGUGGGCGGCCGCAAUCCCGAAGGCAGCCUGGCCUCGCUCGAGUGCUACGUGCCCGCCACCAAUCAGUGGCAGCCCAAGACGCCCCUGGAGGUGGCGCGCUGCUGCCACGCCAGCGCGGUCGCCGACGGCCGCGUGCUGGUGACCGGCGGCUACAUCGGCAGCGCGUACUCGCGCUCCGUGUGCGCGUACGACCCCACCGGCGACUCGUGGCAGGAGCUGCCGGGCCUCAGCACGCCGCGAGGCUGGCACUGCGCGGUCACGCUGGCCGACCGGGUGUACGUGAUGGGGGGCAGCCAGCUGGGGCCGCGCGGGGAGCGCGUGGACGUGCUAACCGUGGAGUGCUACAGCCCGGCCAGCGGCCAGUGGAGCUACGCGGCGCCGCUGCUGGUGGGCGUGAGCACGGCGGGCGCCUCGGCGCUGCACGGCCGCGCCUACCUGCUGGGGGGCUGGAACGAGGGCGAGAAGAAGUACAAGAAGUGCAUCCAGUGCUUCAGCCCGGAGCUCAACGAGUGGACGGAGGACGACGAGCUGCCCGAGGCCACCGUGGGCGUGUCCUGCUGCACCCUCUCGAUGCCCAACAGCGUGACCCGGGAGUCCCGAGCCAGCUCGGUGUCCUCGGUGCCAGUCAGUAUCUGAACCCAGGUAGCUGCGGGGACGCAGGAAGGGCAAACAGGAAAAUACGUAACAUUUACUACAAUGAUUGUAUCUUACGCCGUAUCGAGGCGUCUGUCUUGGUAGUUUUGAAUUCCUGGUAGGGCGGGCGUAAUCUACCUCUUUUAAAAAAAAAAAAAAAAAAAAAAAAAAAAGGCAAAAUACAGGGCUCUGGCCAACAAAGAAAAGAAACCAUUUAUUUCAGCGGCCACUGGGUGGCAGACGGAAUUCGUCGUAGGCACUCUUCCCGCCGGGGCACGGCCCCUUCGUGGAUAGCGGUUACACCCACAUUUGAGAUUUUUCCUCUACCCUUUAGUACACAUGAAGCUUAUGUGAGUAAGCAAUUUCGGGUACGAAAGUUGAUCUUCUCUCGUCUUUUUCUUUAGGAAAUUAAAAGUGUUCAGUUACCGCUUUUAUUUUAAAAUGGAAGGCCAUCUAAAUCCAUAAAGGUUAAAUUCUACGUUUAAAUACAGUUUCUUUUUCCAUACGCGACUGAGUAAAGAAUAUUGAAAGGCGUCCCAUGAUAACGUUCUAAAACUUAAAACAAGGUUUGACUGGAGAGUAACAGGGACUCCUCCCUGGACUGUCACACUGAUCCCUUUGGUUUAUCCCUUAAUUCUCCUCUAAUUCUGUGCCUCAGUCCCCAGGGUAUUUGCUAUUGAAAAAUACUUGCUUUCAAAGAAGCUACUUGUCAUUUAGUUUAUGGUGUAAAUUUUGUAAAUUUCAGUCAUUUUGUUGUUUCUCCUGGAAGUAUUGGCACUUUAACCUUUGUCCCCUAUUAAAGGAAUUGCCAGUAUCAUGGCAGUCUUACUUUGACCCUAAAAAGAUGCAACCUUGACCCUAAUAUAAGCCCCAAGAAGAACACCAGAUAAAACUAUGGCCGUAAGGACUAUUAACUUAAAGCUUAUAUAGCCCGUAGAUUAUACGACUGAUAGCAAUAAUUUGAUUUCCCUCAUUUUUUAUAUGGAUGAGAAUGAAGGGAACAUUUGGAAUUCUUGGGUUUGGCAGUAACAGGAUGAAUGGCUUCUCCUGUUGGUAAAUGUCACCAUUUCCCAUUUCAUAGCAAUUCUUCUGAUUUCCUAAUUAAAACUCUAACACAUUCAUUUCACAUGGACAUAAUAAUGCCCUUCUGUUCUAUAUAUUUUAACUUCAUCUGCUCCAAAUUAGCUUUGCAAAUUAAAAUGUAUCCACUGGAUAUCAUUUCUCUUACAUAUUUGCCAAGUUUUAGAGCAAGGGAAUGAUUGUAGUAAAUGAUAUAUAUUUUCCUUUCUUACAAUUAAUCACUCUACUCUGGUGGCUUAUUUGUUUUGGAGAUGUGGCCUAUCAAUUAUGGGUUAUGUGCAAUUGGUUUUUGAAAAAUAAAACUAUUUAAAUGGUUAACCAUGAGAUGUAUGGAAAUCUAACUGGGUUUUCAUUAGUCCCAUUUCUCCUACCCUAUGUAGCUAGGUUGUUGCUAGAGUUACAAUAUUUAUAUUUAAAAUAUUUUAUUUGAACUGUGAAAAGUGGUUCAUAUAGUACACUUUGUGGAACAAUUUUAUAUCAUCGCCCCUUAUGAAAAGUUCAGUCUAUGUGUAUUUAACAGUAACACUUGGUAAAGCGUACAACACUGUAAACUAAGAACAAGGCAUUAUUAAUGUAAAAACACUGGGCUGUCUCCUCACCCCACACAGAACAUUCGGAGCUUCUCCAAGUAGGGAGUAGGUCUAAAGGCACCUGCUCCCUUGACUCAUUCUCCAGCCACACUGGAGAAUAAAGCUGUACAAGAAACAAGUUUAUGGAACAAGUUAAACCACUGAGCCCCUUAAGCUAUCAGCAUACUAACUAUAGAUAAUUUUUGUCCUUGCAGGAUCUUUGAUAAAAUAAACUUCAUUUUUAAUAAAUUAGUUUGGCCACAACUAACAAAACCUAUGUGAGGGUGGCUAUGACAUCUUUUAGUUUGGUAUAAAUAUAAUAUAUUCUUGUACACUUGAGCAGCCUAUAGUAUCUUAUAAAUUUUGAAAGGAAGAAAGGUGAUUUAUUGUGGAUCACAGGUCACAAGUGGGGCAAAUAGGCAUAAUUCCUGAUGUACAAUAGUAGAUGUGUCUCCCAUUGAGAUUCUAGAGGUUUUGUGAAGUGGAGGACCUAACGCUUGGAAUGAAAUAGGAAUCAAUCAGUUGUAACAUUUUAUCUUGGAAGAAUGAGGAGAGAUUGAAACGAGAGGGUUCUUCAGCCUUCAGAGCUUGGUAAGAGGUUGUCCACAGACUUGGCAGUGGCUUUCUAGACAUGAGAGUGAAGACAUGUUAGCGCCGGAUAAAUCAUUUAAAAUGACCAUGUAACAUAUUUUCCAUAUUGUUUAUCUGAAGAUUCUGAAAACACACCCGUCGAGGCUUACCAGGUACCCGGAUGCGUCGCUGUUCUAUCUUAUGCCUCAACAGUUAGGUCAAUAAAUAAAGACGGUAUGAAUUUAGAAUCCUGGGAUUUCUGGCAUGGCAAAUUGAUAAGGAGGGUGGAACAUUAGGGUGGGAGAAAUGGGUGGGGUCCUAUCCUGGAACAUCUCUCACGGACAACUGAAAGACAUGGAGGUCUAGAGAAUCAAAAUAACGUGUGUCCUGGUUCGUGUGCUGGAGCCAUUGCUCCUAGAAAUGUGACGGUUUGUCCAUGUUUCCCAGCUGGAAAACGAUGUCAUUUCUAAUGUGUUUUGAGCUUACAUUUAGUUACACUUCCAGCCUCAGGAUCCAACUCCGGACCUCCUUUUAUUUUUCUGAAAGAAAAGGACAUCUAAUUUUUGUAAUGUGUAUUUUGUAAUCGCCAAGUCCUGCGAUUAAAUAAAAGCAUCAACUCAAUCCAUCAGAGCAGGAGCAAGUUCCCCAGCUGCUGAAGGGAUAAGCUGUCUUUUUCUGAAUGGGCCAGAUUCCUGAUGUGCUAGUCUCGAGGAAGCAAGACUUUAAUGUAGUCUGUCCGCUUUGAGUUAGACUCUUGGUGCUUCGCUCUUGUCCCUGGUGCACUAGUUGCUUUAAGUGACUUUGAAUGAGUUUCAUGUUUACUUCUUCUGGUGUAAGACUGGUUAAGUAUAGAAAGUCGGUGAUGGUGCAGAUUAAUAUAAUUCAAAUCAGUGAUUCGACGAUAGUGGGGUUUUAGGAACGAAGAGGUGUAACUGGGGAAAGAAGGAAGUGAAAAUGUACUAAAUGGUUCCUAUUUAAGCCAGAGCAGCAAUUAUAGUAAAUAUAUUUUACAAACAUGCAUGUAACUAGAGGCUUCCCUGGAAAUACGUGAGUGUUAAAAGGCCAAUUUUUUGCUGGUUAUCUUGGCCAAAUAUCUUCAGAAAUUGAUCCAAGAUACUAGACAAAUUGGAAUCACUUCAUUUUUUCCCCCGAGUUACAAAGAAACAUGUCUAUGUAAUCUUCUUUAAAGGACUCUUCUGCAUUCUCUUUUGAACGAAUGUUCUCUGAAUGAGCUCCGUCCUCAUCCGAGCCACUGAUGAAUACGAUUUCUAGCACAAGAUAGCAUUACAAGGAAUUAUUUUUCAGUAUGUCUCUUCAUACCAGUAAAAACUACAGCAUAAUUACCUCAACACUCCUCUGUGGUAAUUAUAAGAACUAAAGAUUCUAAAAUAUUAAAGAUUUACCCUCCAGCACAUUCAGAGGGUAAAGACCACCUAAAUUUCCCUCCCAGAGAAUUUGGGAUAAAAAUACUUGUCUUGGACACUCCUUUAAAAAACAAACAAACAAAAAACCUUUGUAUUUAUUCAGCAAAUCCUGGCGAAACAAAACAAAUUCUUUCUUUAAAACAUUCUGGUAUUAUAUAAGGAACAACAAACUAAAAUGUAUGUGUAUCUGUAUCCUUACCACUAUCAAUAAAGCUGUAUUCAGUGAGAACUUAGUCAAUAUCA